GGGCUGUGUUUCUUUGCGCGGGGAGGGCGAGCAGCGGCUGCGCCCCGGGCCCCGGCUCCGGGGUGCGGUGGGGCGAUCGGCGCCUGCGCGUCCCUUUAAGGGCGGCCCCGCCCCGCCCCGCCCCGCCCCGCCCCGCCAUCGCCAUGAUUUGCCUGGUGCUGACCAUCUUCGCCAACCUCUUCCCGGCGGCCCCGGGCGCCGCGCAGGAGCGCACGUUCGUGGCCGUGAAGCCGGACGGCGUGCAGCGGCGGCUGGUGGGCGAGGUGGUGCGGCGCUUCGAGAGGAAGGGCUUCAAACUGGUGGCCCUGAAGCUGGUGCAGGCCUCCGAGGAGCUGCUGCGCGAGCACUACGCCGAGCUGCGCGGGCGCCCCUUCUUCGGCCGCCUGCUGAACUACAUGCGCUCGGGCCCCGUGGUGGCCAUGGUGUGGCGGGGGCCGGACGUGGUGCGCGCCUCGAGGGCGCUCAUUGGGGCCACGGACCCGGCGGACGCCCGGCCCGGCACCAUCCGAGGGGACUUCUGCGUGGAGGUCGGCAAGAACCUGGUCCACGGCAGCGACUCUCCGGAGAGCGCCCGCCGGGAGAUCGCGCUGUGGUUCGGCGCGGACGAGCUGCUGUGCGGGGAGGACGGCGCCGCGCGCUGGCUGCGCGAAUAGCCGGCCGGAAGCGCGCACCUGCCUCCGGGGCCCUCUCCCCCUCUCCUUUCAUAAUAAACUGCCGAAAACCUGUGUCAGGCUCGUGGGCCGGGCUCAGGACGUGGA
Messenger RNA from Dipodomys spectabilis (banner-tailed kangaroo rat), 758 nucleotides. It is a transcript of the gene Nme3, whose product is annotated as NME/NM23 nucleoside diphosphate kinase 3. The record is from RefSeq and is a predicted model, not a curated record. Gene Ontology annotation, molecular function: nucleoside diphosphate kinase activity. NCBI's taxonomy places the organism in Eukaryota, Metazoa, Chordata, Mammalia, Rodentia, Heteromyidae. The transcript is spliced from 5 exons. Gene Ontology annotation, biological process: UTP biosynthetic process; CTP biosynthetic process; GTP biosynthetic process. The coding region runs from base 144 to 653 and encodes 169 amino acids.